Molecule: messenger RNA, 2851 nt
Organism: Condylura cristata (star-nosed mole)
Lineage: Eukaryota; Metazoa; Chordata; Mammalia; Eulipotyphla; Talpidae
Gene: ARHGAP1
Product: Rho GTPase activating protein 1
Exons: 13
Coding region: 145-1458 (437 amino acids)
Biological process (GO): negative regulation of endocytic recycling; small GTPase-mediated signal transduction
Cellular component (GO): cytoplasm
Molecular function (GO): GTPase activator activity
Source: RefSeq, a predicted model, not a curated record
AAGAAACUGGGAGGGGGCGGUUCCCGUUCCUCCGCGGAGCCGGAUGUUAGCUGAGCUUUGACAGGCGUGGCAAAGGGAGCGGUGCCCGACCUCGGUUUCUCUUCAGGCUGUGUGGGGUGAGGCCGUGGGGAUCAGGUUUGAAAAAUGGACCUGCUCUCAGAACUGCAGGACGAUCUGACUCCGGAUGACACCAGCCAGGCCCUGAACCAGCUGAAGUUGAUUGAUGAGAAGAACUGGCCCUCAGAUGAAAUGCCCGACUUUCCCAAGUCAGAUGAUUCCAAAAGCAGCUCGCCGGAACCCAUCACACACCUGAAGUGGGAUGACCCUUACUACGACAUCGCCCGGCACCAGAUCGUGGAGGUGGCAGGAGAUGACAAGUAUGGACGGAAGAUCAUUGUGUUCAGUGCCUGCCGAAUGCCCCCGAGCCAUCAGCUGGACCACAGCAAGCUCCUGGGGUACCUGAAGCAUACCCUGGACCAGUACGUGGAGAGCGACUAUACGCUACUCUACCUGCACCAUGGCCUGACCAGCGACAACAAGCCCUCCCUGAGCUGGCUGCGAGAUGCCUACCGGGAGUUUGACCGCAAGUACAAGAAGAAUAUCAAGGCCCUGUAUAUUGUGCACCCCACCAUGUUCAUCAAGACCCUGCUCAUCCUCUUCAAGCCCAUCAUCAGCUUCAAGUUUGGGCAGAAGAUCUUUUAUGUGAACUAUCUGAGCGAGCUGAGUGAGCACGUGAAGCUGGAGCAACUGGGGAUCCCUCGCCAAGUGCUCAAGUAUGACGACUUCCUGAAAUCCACGCAGAAGAGCCCAGCCACAGCCCCCAAGCCCAUGCCGCCACGGCCACCCCUGCCCAACCAGCAGUUUGGGGUUUCCUUGCAGCACCUCCAGGAGAAGAACCCAGAGCAGGAGCCCAUUCCACUCGUGCUCCGGGAGACCGUCGCCUACCUGCAGGCCCACGCUCUCACCACCGAAGGAAUUUUCCGGCGGUCCGCCAACACCCAGGUUGUAAAAGAGGUGCAGCACAAGUACAACAUGGGCAUAGCUGUGGACUUCGACCAGUACAAUGAGCUGCACCUGCCAGCGGUCAUCCUCAAGACUUUCCUCCGGGAGCUUCCUGAACCCCUGCUCACCUUUGACCUCUACCCGCACGUAGUGGGCUUCCUCAACAUCGAUGAGAGCCAGAGAGUGGAGGUGACGCUGCAGGUCCUCCGGACGCUGCCCGAGGAGAACUACAAGGUGCUUCGCUUCCUGACUGCCUUCCUGGUGCAGAUUUCUGCCCACUGUGACCAGAAUAAGAUGACCAACACCAACCUGGCUGUCGUCUUCGGCCCUAACCUGCUGUGGGCCAAGGACGCCGCCAUCACCCUCAAGGCCAUUAAUCCCAUCAACACCUUCACCAAGUUCCUCCUGGACCAUCAAGGGGAAUUGUUCCCCUGCCCUGACACCCAGGGCCUCUGAGUCCAGCCCCUGCCGCACAGCCCCCUCUGAUGGCGCAGUUGGGACUCCCUCCUGGCUUCGGCCUUCCAGGAGCCCGGGGCUCCUGCCAUGGAGGGGCGGUGAGGCCCCGGGAGAUAAGCCUGGAGCCAGCCAACAGGGCGGCUCCUGCUCCCCUCCUGUCCUCCCUCGGCUGGCCCUGGAGGCCUCCUGUUACAAUACAUCUCCUCGCCUUAUCUUCUCACUGCCUCCUUAGGUCCUGGCGCCUGCUGGGCUCUCCCCAGCUGGCCUUGACUCAGCAGAAGGACCAGCCCCAGCACCCCUCUUCUGCUUGCCCCUGCCUCUCCUUGGCAACUGCAGAUGCCAAAUCACUGCCGCUGGGCCUGUAGCCGAGGCUGGUCCCUGCCGGGGGUGACAGGCUGGGCUGGCGCGGGUGGCCCUGCUGAAUCUGCCCUUUCUGGGCGCACUCCCGCUGCCGGCACCACCCUGGCCUCUUGGCGGCUCAGCCUGGAGGUUCCACGGCUAAGGAGAGACAAGGCAAAUCUGCCUCCUUUUCUGCCUCUUCCACUCAGCCUGGGUCAGCCUUUCACCAUGGUCCUGUCCUCAGGUGUCCAGCCCUGCGGCUCUGCUAGGUUGGGCAGGUUGGAGGACAGCGGUGUCAUAGCAGCCUCCCCCCAAGGGUGUGCCCUGACCUGUGACAGCUGUUUCAGGUCCUCCAGACCUUGCCUCCGCCCCACUUGGACAGGCCCUGGGUCAGGUUCUUGUGUACAUGUCCACAGGGGUCUGGCCUGAAAUGACUCAGGGCCUUGGGAUCUUUGGUGGCCCCCUGUCCAGCUGGGGACUCUAGGAGGACUGGCAGAGGCUUUGCUAAUCCCAUUGGCCCCUGCCAAGUGAGCUCUAACCACCUCCCAGAGGCCACGGAGCUCGAGGGCCUUGUCUUUCAGAAACGCUCCCCUGAAUGAAUGAUAUUCCAUCUUGGAGAAUACUGGGGACCUCCCCUUCCUGUAACCUUGUCCCCUGGCCACAGGGAAGUGUCUGCACAGGGGCCCCGCCCCCACCACCUUGCCAGAGCCUGCACAGGAUGGGGGGUUUCCCACUGACCGGCCUGGCCUGAGGCCACCUCACCGGGCCCUCCCCCCAGGUCACUGGCUUGUCAGGACCCCGGGCCCUGGAGGGGCUGCUGUUCUGCCAGUUCCUGUCUGUGGCCCUGGCCAGGCCUCCUCCUGCCCUUAUUUGUAUAUCAGGUGUUGCUCCAGAUGUUUCCUGGGCAUCCCUGUGGUCUAUGGGUCUGUGUGUCCUGCCCACAGUCUGUACCUGGGGUGGGUUGGUACUGUGAAUCAAGUGUUCACACUCACUGACUUCCUUGGCACCAAUCAUGUACUUCACCUUUGCACUUUUGUAUUUCAAUAAAAAUGGA